Halichondria panicea is the source of this 1076-nucleotide messenger RNA. RefSeq names its product cytochrome b-c1 complex subunit Rieske, mitochondrial-like. Gene Ontology annotation, molecular function: 2 iron, 2 sulfur cluster binding; quinol-cytochrome-c reductase activity. Gene Ontology annotation, cellular component: membrane. Lineage: Eukaryota; Metazoa; Porifera; Demospongiae; Suberitida; Halichondriidae. The record is from RefSeq and is a predicted model, not a curated record. The transcript has 2 exons. Bases 99 to 899 code for a protein of 266 amino acids. Gene Ontology annotation, biological process: mitochondrial electron transport, ubiquinol to cytochrome c.
UGAACAAGGUCAAAGGUCACCGAGGCUAAUCGGAAACUUAAUUAAUAACUGGAACUACUUCUGAAAAUCAGGCAUAGAAACGUACCUAAGAAGACGAGAUGCUGUCCACCAAGCUACUCGCACAGUCAGCCUCUAAGUACCUGGCAGCUACAGCCACUUGGGGAGUUGGUCCAUUCUGUACUACCCUUCCGAGUCUUUCUCACCCAAAAAAGAUAGCCCUACCGACUGGAGGAAAACUAGAGACACCGUCGUUCCUGCCAUGGGGUCCCAUUUCAGCCACAGCCAGAUCAAAACCAUUGGUGCCAGUUCGCUACGGACACACUGACCUUUCUGUCCCUGAUUUUAGUGAGUACAGACGAGCAGAAAGUCAACAGACUGAUAAAAGAUCAAAUGAUCUCGGACGAAAAGCAGCCACUUAUGCGGUCACACUGGGAGGGGGUGUGGUUGGCAUUCAUUUAGCUAAGAACUCUGUCGUUGGUCUACUGAGCAGUAUGUCUGCUACUGCUGACGUCCUGGCCAUGGCUAAUAUCGAGGUGGAUCUGUCCAUGAUUCCAGAGGGGAAAAACAUGAUUAUAAAAUGGCGGGGGAAGCCCCUAUUUAUUAGAAACCGUUCGAGUGACGAGAUUGAGGAAGUACGUGGUGUGGACGUCACUUCUCUGAGAGACCCUCAGCAUGAUCACGAGCGAGUUGUUCGAGAGCAGUGGUUGGUGGUGAUCGGUGUGUGCACUCAUCUCGGCUGCGUGCCCAUCUCAAAUGCUGGAGAUUACGGAGGCUACUAUUGUCCGUGUCAUGGCUCUCAUUACGAUGCCUCAGGGCGUGUCAGGAAAGGGCCAGCUCCUCUCAAUUUGGAAGUCCCCCAUUACGAGUUUCAGACGGAUACAAUGUUGGUGGUAGGAUAGAAACUGUUGUAUGUACUACAUAGUUGUUGUUCAUAAAUAUUAUAGGCAAUUAAAUGUCAUUAAUUAAUGAAGUAUUAAUAAUUAUUUAUUAUUUUGUGCUUUUGUGAAUCUAGUGUAUGAAGUGUACAGUGCUAUAAUUAUCAUUAUCAGGUGUUUAAUAUUACUUUAUUCACUUAA